Seminavis robusta is the source of this 813-nucleotide messenger RNA. The record is from the annotation of a GenBank genome assembly. Lineage: Eukaryota; Bacillariophyta; Bacillariophyceae; Naviculales; Naviculaceae.
AUGAACUUUCAGCGAGAUAUCAUGGCCCUCUCUCAAGUGGAGAAGGAACGCGCAGAAGCCAUCAAAAAUGCCAUUGCUGGAAGAGAUGAUCUAAAGACUUUGCCGGACUUUGAGAUUGCUCAUUUGGCCAUUGUCCGGGGUGAAAAUAUGGAUCGUGCCUUGGAUACGGCCUACAAGAUGCAGUGCUUUCGCGAGGAAUUGAAGAUCAUAGACACGGCGCAAGAUGGUUUGGACACGAUUCUUGCCUUUAUGAAUUUGCAGCCAGGCUUCCUCUUGGAACUUACGUACCUGCCGUUCCAUGGAACCUAUUCAUGGUCCUGCGACUAUGAAAAAUUGAACCCAUCUGUGGUCAGGACACGGGAGCAAUGGCGGACCUUUCAAGGUGGAUUCUACUAUAUGAUGAGAUGUGCCGCCACAGACUUCCAUUCCAUUCGCACUGGAUUGGCAACACUUAGUGAAUGUGAGGGAAUGGGAUCUCACAAUUUUGAUAUUAAGCUAUUUGAAAAGGCAGUACAUGAGCUAUGGAGUUUCUAUCCUGCUCGGUACAAAGAAACUGUGUGGCUCCACACACCAAGUUUUGCCAACUUUUGCUACUCCAUGCUCCGGAAAAUUGUCAGCCAAGAACUGGCUGAUAGUUGGAGAAUUGGAGAAGAAAUCCAAGGGUUUGAGGGACGGAGGCUCACGGAACUAUUUCAUAUACCCAAUUUUGAAGUCGCAACGAUCAAUCUUGUGGCGCGACUUCAGCGUUAUCUGACUCAACGAUAUCACAAUGAGCACACAUUUGAAUUGGACAACUGCCGAAUUCUUGCAUAA